Molecule: messenger RNA, 1885 nt
Organism: Marasmius oreades (fairy-ring Marasmius)
Lineage: Eukaryota; Fungi; Basidiomycota; Agaricomycetes; Agaricales; Marasmiaceae
Exons: 11
Coding region: 212-1828 (538 amino acids)
Source: RefSeq, a predicted model, not a curated record
UCUCUGUCCCACCUUGAACGUGCCCAACGAUGUCUUCCGCUCGCUUCUUCGAGUGCGCAUCACAUAUGCAAUUCUAUGGUGGCCAGUCAUUCACGAAUGCAAAUCAAAUCAUCAACUACAACUAUCCACCACCUGAACCUGUAUCGUCGAAGAAUGCUGAUGCUGCUGUGUCACACACCAGCGUAGUGGACAAAGGAUUAGACAGGUAGACAUGUGUGACAUACUCAUUCUGCGCGAAGUCUCCUCAGAGACGUACCGUGUGUCGGUCAAAUUGAACUCGACAAACCCAUUUCGAAGUGACAGGGUGGGAGGCGUUGUGAAGAUCCAGAAAACGACGCAAAGCGCGGAAAUUGUUCCUGGGUUUGGAGAUCGGCAGUUUACAGUCGUUUCACUUGAACCCGAGGACAAUGGAGAUGUUGAGAAGAUAUGGACGGUACUAGAGCCACUGUAUGACGUUGUUCUGUCUCGACGUCGAGUAUGGCUUCCACAACUCUUUGGAGUGGGUCGGUCAACGAUACCAACGCUGAUAUACCACGACGAGGUUGUCGAUGCGGGGACUAUCAUAGAUCAAUACGAAAAGACACCGAUUGUAUUGACCUACCUGAACUACAGAUAUUGGCAUUCCUUUUUUCACGUGCGAGACGAUGAGACUCUGCGGAAGUUGUCAAUUCCGCAUUCGAGCGAAAACUGGACAUUCAAUCUGAGGACUGGUUCAUUCCAGUAUGAUAUCAUAACCACGGCACUCUCCGGCGAAGGCGGUUCUCAACGGCGCUACUUUGAUCAAUUGCCCCCACUUCCACCCGAUUGCAAUCCACUGCUCGAUUCCAAGGAGAUCAUCCGCGCUGUUCCGGACUUCUUACAGUUGAUUUCAUCAUUCAGAGGUCGCAUCAAGGCAGCCAAACUUAUCCGCCAUGACCUUGUCACAUUUGGCACUGUCGUUGAUCGCACAACACACAGAAUCCUCGCAUACUUUCCUUCCAUCUCACCUCCUGUGUGGUGCUGUCGACUUCCCGUUGGUACUCCCGACGUCGUUGGCAAGUACUCAACAUCAGUCCCUUCGCUUGUUGAUCUCACUUUCACGAGGAAAAACAAUAUAUGGAAAAUGAAACUUCUAUUCUCAUUAACCCUACCACCAGAAGACUGCCAACGACUGCGGACUGCAUACCUCGCGCAGUCAUUCCCUUUCUACGACUACAACAACCAUCGGGACUCCAAUGCCUUGGCCUGCGUCGAUGAAUUUGUCGUCUAUCUGAAUGCGAUCUUCACGUCUGAUCCGUCCACUUGCGAUCCACCAAAAUAUCUGCACGUCCCACCUCUAUCCACCACUUGGAUCAACGAUAUGCCCUGCAUUUACUGGCCAUUAAACAAUCGACUAUUUUACUGGUCCUUUGACCGUAGUGGGGAGAAGGAGAUUCCAGAAGAGGACUGGGAGAAAUAUGGAAUCCCAGAGCUGAAAGUAGACACAUAUAUUGGGUCAAACUGGUUGGAGCCGUACUAUAGGGCAUUUCGGGAGUAUCUUUCCUUAAAGGACUAUGACUUCCAGAGUGGUCAACAGUUCGCAGAUGAUCAUGGUUAUCCGAUUCUCGUCAAAGGCAACCCUCACAUUCGGGCUGAAAACUCCUUAGAGAGAGGAGACCUUCAUGCACCUGGCCCGAUGAGAAAACAUCCGAAAUCAAAACUACAAAGACUGGCAACUUGGGUCGGGAAAACUGUCAAAAGAUCAUCCGGGAAAAAAGCAAAGGGCAAAGGAAAAGCCCACGGAGCAGAUUCGCAAGUCGAGGCUGGCCGUUCCGGACAAUCAUCCAUAGUCGAUAUUUCAGAUCGAUAGCACAUACUUUCGUGUAUCAGUGCUCGUGUCCGUUCCAUCUCUAACGUUCAAACCGUA